CUUCUACAUCUGCCCCUUUGCUUAGCCAUUGUUGGUCUAGACAGCUCAAACUGAGCAUCCUUGCUUGGCUCUCUCUAUUAAAUCAUGGUCAACAGUCUAUAAUCUAAAUCAGAUUGACAAGCGCUCUGUGGGCAAGCACCGUCCCUGAUGGUUGCAGCACUUCUGCUGCGCGCCUCUCACCCGGCGGCGCGGCCAAUUGCUCUACAACAGGGUCGAGCAUUGACCAGUCGCUUGGGAAACCAUGUGAUGCAAUGCACUUGGAAAUCUUUUUUUCCACAGCUCCAGAAAUUCUCUAGCUCUGCCUUGCGAGGACAAGAGGAAACGCUUGACCGAACAAGAAAUAUCGGCAUCAUUGCCCACAUCGACGCAGGCAAGACCACGACCACAGAGCGCAUGCUCUACUACAGUGGCUUCACCCGAAGAAUUGGAGACGUGGAUGAGGGCUCCACGGUGACCGACUUUCUGCCCGCUGAGCGGGCGCGUGGAAUCACCAUUCAGUCUGCGGCUAUCACUUUCCAUUGGCCACCCCAAACAGCCGGGGAGGCGAGCCAGUCGGACGCGCAGGCUCCUCGCUCUGCACAUUCACACAUUGUAAAUCUAAUCGACACGCCAGGGCAUGCUGACUUCACAUUCGAAGUCUUGCGCUCCCUGCGUAUCUUGGACGGCGCAGUGUGUAUCCUCGAUGGUGUGGCCGGUGUUGAGGCUCAAACGGAGAAGGUCUGGCACCAGGCCAGCACCUACCGCAUUCCCAGGAUUGUCUACAUCAACAAGCUAGAUCGAGAUGGCGCAGCGUUCGGCCGGACUGUCCGGGAGGUCGCAUCCCGGCUGGCAGGGUGGCCAGCUGUCUGUCAGAUUCCGUGGUUUGAAGGCGGGGACGGCCGUUUUGUGGGGGUUGCCGAUGUGAUCAAUCUUCAAGGUCUCCGGUGGGAGGACGGAGAUGGCAAGUCGGUAAAGAUGUUCAACCUGCAGCAGCUGGAGGCCGAGGAGGGCCGGCUGGCUCAGGAACUCAAACGGGCAAGGACUGCUCUCGUGGAGCUGCUCAGUGAGUACGAUGAACUCAUGGUCGAGCAAUUCUUCGAGCACGAAGAAGAUCACCUUGCUGUGCCUGCCAACGAGAUUUUGCAAAGCUUGCGCCGAUGCCUUCUCCAGGAGCAGGGCAGGAAGGUCAUCCCGGUGUUCGCCGGCGCCAGUUUCCGCAAUGUCGGUGUCCAACCUCUCCUCGACGCCGUCGUGAACCUCCUGCCCAGUCCGGUCGAGACCCCGGAUCCCGAGGUCAGCAUCGGGGGCGUCACGGGCGGCCUGCGACGCCUGCUGUCCGGCGAUCUCAUCGUGGAACAGAAGGUGGCAGCCUCCUCGGCCAAGGGCCAGGCGAAGAAGAAGAAGUCGGUCGUGCAGACCGAAUCCCAGAACGCCAUCGAGAAGCUCCAAGGCUGUGCCCUGGCCUUCAAGGUGGUCAACGACGCCAAGCGCGGAGUGCUGGUCUACGUGCGUGUCUACUCGGGACGCCUCGAUCGCAGCUGCGCUCUGUACAACACCAACCUGAAGGUCACCGAGCGCGCCCCCCGCCUUCUGAAGAUGUACGCCAACGACGCCGUGGAGGUCGACUCCAUCCCCGAGGGCCACAUCGGCGUGGUCGUGGGGCUCAAACACGCCCGGACGGGCGACACGCUGGUCUCCUACGCCACCAACCGACAGACACCCCCGGAACCGCUCGACACGCUUCAACUGCGGCCCAUUAAGGUCCCUCCGCCCGUCUUCUUCGCCAGCGUCGAGCCCCACAGCCUCAGCGAGGAGAAGCGCAUCCACGAAUCCCUGGUCAUGCUCCUCCGCGAAGACCCGAGCCUGCACGUCACGGUCGACGAAGACAGCGGCCAGACGCUGCUGAGCGGGAUGGGCGAGCUGCACCUCGAGAUCGCGCGGGACCGGCUGAUCAACGAGCUCAAAGCCAAGGCCACCGUCGGCCGCAUCGAGAUCGGCUACCGGGAGUGCCCCAUCGGCGACUCCUCACCCGUCACCAAGAUCUUCGACAAGGAAGUCGCCGGCCGCAAGGGCAAAGCCGGAUGCACAGCAUCAGUCUCCGCCUUCGACCCGGACCUGGAUGGCCUGCCCGCCACAGACCAGGACACGCUCCUACUCGAGACCCAAGACGGCAACCAGAUCCUCAUCCAAGCUCCCGGGCUCCAGAUCACGCGAAACCGCAAGGGCAUCGAGGAGAGCCCGAUCCUGCCCAUCGGGCUGGACGUCGCCACGCUUCGAACCUCGCUGCUGAACGGCUGCAUCGCCGCCCUCGCCCGGGGCCCGCAGUUCUCGUUCCCCAUGCACAACACCCGCGUGCACCUCACCCUGGACGCGACCGCCCACCUCUUCGGCACCGAGAGUACCCCGUCGGCCGUCGCCUCCGCCGCGCGCCUAGCCACCACCACCGCCCUCCGCUCCCUCCUAACCACCAACCCUGGCACCGGCACCGGCACCGGCACGUCCCUCAUGGAACCGGUGAUGAACGUAAUCAUCAGCAUCGACGAAGCCAGCCUCGGCGCCGUCGUGCACGACAUCUCCUCCGCGCGGGGCGGCCACAUCAUCUCCCUGGACGAGGACAUCCCCCUCCCAUCCACGGACGCCGCCUCCUCCACCAAUUCCUCACCAAUAAUCCCCUACGAAGACCUCCCGCCCAUCGACCCAAGCAAAGUCUACGCCCCGCCCGACCCCUUCGAGACCCCGUCCAUCGCUCUCGGCGCGAACGCCAGCUCCGCCGCCGCCGCCGGCCUACCGGAUACCGCCAACCGGCCGCGCACCAUCACCGCCAAGGUGCCCCUCAAGGAGAUGGUGGGGUACCUCAAGCACCUCCGCAGUCUGAGUGCUGGCCGUGGCACGUUCGUCAUGAGCGUCGAUCGGUUCGAGAAGAUGAGUGCUCCGCGUCAGAAGGCGGUGGUGUCCGAGUUGAGGGGGGGGUAUUAGUUCUCUCUCUCUCUCUUUCUCCUUGUAUUAAUCUUUCACGGAUAUCUACUGUGGUCCUAUAGAGUGAAAAAGAAAACCUGUAUCAUAAUUGCGGCAAUUUAGGGGGUCGGUUCAUGAGCCCUAGACAUAGGAAGGCUUUUGUACCUGUGAAUAGCUGAAUUGGCGUUCGAGAUCACAUACUCAUACAUGGACGGCCGGGAACUCCUUAAAAUCUC
This is a messenger RNA of Aspergillus uvarum CBS 121591, 3170 nucleotides long. RefSeq names its product mitochondrial elongation factor MEF2. Gene Ontology annotation, molecular function: GTPase activity; GTP binding. Gene Ontology annotation, biological process: ribosome disassembly; mitochondrial translation. Gene Ontology annotation, cellular component: mitochondrion. The transcript has a single exon. The coding region runs from base 148 to 2955 and encodes 935 amino acids. Lineage: Eukaryota; Fungi; Ascomycota; Eurotiomycetes; Eurotiales; Aspergillaceae. The record is from RefSeq and is a predicted model, not a curated record.